Messenger RNA from Lachancea meyersii CBS 8951, 406 nucleotides. Lineage: Eukaryota; Fungi; Ascomycota; Saccharomycetes; Saccharomycetales; Saccharomycetaceae. The record is from the annotation of a GenBank genome assembly.
AUGAUAGCUAUUAACAGAAGGUACUUCAGUAUUCUGUUGGCCACGUCUUUGGCUGUAGGUUUGCUUAGGCCUCACCACUGACCCAAGAUUUUCGUUUAUAACGUCUCAGCACGACAAAAUAGCACAUUUCGCGGUCUUUGCACUGGAAUCCUGGCUUUUUUGUAAAUCCAUAGGCAUAAGAUCAGUAGAAAUCGACCUGCGAUUUAUAGGCUUGCAGAGGACUGCCAUAGACAAAUAUGCGUUGGCGUUGAUUGGCUGCACCGGAUGUGCAGGCAUAGGCAGUGAGUUCGCACAGUCCGUGCUGUCACAGGGUCGUCGCAGAUUUGAUCCAUGGGACAUCGCUUGCAAUAUAUUCGGCUCACUGUUGGGAAUCGCUUCUGCGUAUGUAGCAGACAGGGGGAUUUGA